AUGUACGACGACACGCGGUCCGUUAAGAGGAGUAACGCUGAGUUGAUAAAUGGCCUCAUUGGUAUGGAACUCGGCAAAUUGUCGGCGGUCGGCAAGAGAUCGAAUGCAGAACUUAUCAACGGUCUACUAGGGAUGAAUCUGAAUAAACUGAGCUCAGUCGGUCGACGAUAA
Messenger RNA from Angiostrongylus costaricensis, 171 nucleotides. Lineage: Eukaryota; Metazoa; Nematoda; Chromadorea; Rhabditida; Metastrongylidae. The record is from the annotation of a GenBank genome assembly.